ACAAACUGAACACAUCAUAGAAACAUUACUUCCCGAAAACUCAGUCUCACUCAAUUUCUCUAACACCGAAAUGGAACACCCAGAGUAUACUUUGUCCCGUGACGACCUCGAAGAUAUUAACGAAGCAUUUGCUCUUUGUGAUCCCGAAAGAACUGGAAGGAUUAGUCCAGAAGAUUUGGGAACUGUGAUGAGCGCUCUGGGCCAGAACCACACGGAGUCUGAAAUCUAUAGAUAUUCCGAGGGACUCGAUGAAAUGGGAAAUGGUUUUAUCACACUUAAAGAUUUUGUCGACUUGAUGACCAAAAUGUAUAAACUUAUGGAUCAGACAGACUAUCUAAAGGCGGCCUUCAACACCUUUGAUAUAGAUAAAGAUGGUUUGAUAUCAUAUUCCGAGUUGCGUGCUACUUUCUACAGUCUUGGCGAUAGAAUGACUGACGAAGAAUAUGAUAAACUUUUUCGCCAGUUUGAUACCGAUAACGAUGGAUUUAUUGAUUGGCAUGAUUUUUAUAAUGCUUAUAAAUCUUAAAUGAAGGCUUACUAUUCUCAAAUUUUUAGAGAGCAUUGGAAAUAAAAAUUGUUAUGAAUUUAA
This is a messenger RNA of Drosophila eugracilis, 589 nucleotides long. Its product is annotated as neo-calmodulin-like. Gene Ontology annotation, cellular component: cytoplasm. The transcript has a single exon. Gene Ontology annotation, molecular function: calcium ion binding. The record is from RefSeq and is a predicted model, not a curated record. Bases 71 to 526 code for a protein of 151 amino acids. NCBI's taxonomy places the organism in Eukaryota, Metazoa, Arthropoda, Insecta, Diptera, Drosophilidae.